GAGGAACUAAAAGCUGGUGAAGAAGUUGCAACGUGCCCAAGUUGUUCGCUAAUAGUGAAAGUUAUUUAUGAUCCGGAAAGUUUUCAGGAAGAGGAAGAGAAAGAAUCUGGUUCCAACAAAGAAAAACUGAGGGCCACUGCACAAUAGUAACAACAGGAUGGCUGGUCGAGGUAGAGGAGGUGGUCGUGGUAGGGGGCGGGCUUCCAUGUCCUUUAAUGUGGAACAGCUUGGGUUCACUGCAGGAGAGGCUCUGCCAGGACCAGUUCUACAACCUCCUCCUAUUUACCCACCAAUGGAGAACAAACCUGUACCUCUCCAAACUGGUGUUGAGGGGGAGUACAUGUUGGCACUGAAGCGAGACUUCGUAGAGUUCCUACGAGAGUCACCAGCAUUUAUCACACCCACUGCAGCAAAGGCUGACAUUGAGCGGUACUCAGACCGCUACCAAGUAGCCCUGGCAAAGAAGAGUCAUGGAGAGCUCAAGUUUGAUUGGGCACGAUUCCCCCCAGAGCUGAGGCCACAAACAAAGAUCACUGGCAAACGGAAGCAGCAGCCGGCAAAAUCCACGGAAAAACAAGCUAAAAUCAUCAGGAAAUCUGUGGACAUAGUUGGCAGACUGGACGAGUUGGAGAAGAAGGAAGAACAGCAGAGUGACACAGAAGGAGGAGGUGAUGAAGCAGAGGGGAAGGAAGAUGAGGAGAAGGAAGAUGGUGAAGAAGGAGUGAUGGAAGACAUGGAGGAUGACCCAGAUGAGGAGAUGGAUGAGGGGACUGACUACAUCAACAACUACUUUGACAAUGGAGAGAACUACCUUGAUGAGGAGGAUGACAACCUGGAUGAUGGCCCCAUAUACUGAUAUCAGUUCCCACUUACAGAACAUGGCUGCUUUGCACUCUAUAUCUUCACAAACAUCUGCACAUCAUCAUAUCUAUCCUACAACCUUUCUGAUUACACAUGCUUAUUCAGUUUCCUUCUACCUACAUUAGUCACGCAUACAAAUGUUUAUGCGUAAAGAACUGUCCUUUGUAAAAGUAUUCAGAUUACUUACAUUUGAACAGUAAUAAAGAUGGACUGUAUGCAACCUUGUAUGAGUCAUUUGUAAACUGGAGCUGUGUAUGUAUUUAUUUAGCUGAUCCAUACACACACAUUUCUGUGGAAUUUGUUGCAAAGAUAACAUUGCAUUCAGUUGAAUGAAUAACAUAAUGAAAGUUGUGUGAUGGGAGAGAAAUAGCCAGCUUCAAGUGGUCAUCAUUCAGUCGAGGAAAGCACAAAUUCAAUGGGAUACUUCAACAUUAUAUGUAGAAGUUAGUCUUAAUACAGAGGACAUGUGGAUAAAUUGUAUUUAUUUUUAUAUAAAUAAAGCUGUAAUGGUUAUACUGUGAGCUUAAUAGGCCCAGUCCUCUAAAAGAAAGAAGCCUGAAAUAAAAAUGUAAUUUGACAGUUUCAUCUA
Messenger RNA from Zootermopsis nevadensis, 1450 nucleotides. RefSeq names its product RNA polymerase III subunit G (gene Polr3G). Gene Ontology annotation, cellular component: RNA polymerase III complex. The record is from RefSeq and is a predicted model, not a curated record. Gene Ontology annotation, biological process: transcription by RNA polymerase III. NCBI's taxonomy places the organism in Eukaryota, Metazoa, Arthropoda, Insecta, Blattodea, Termopsidae.